Messenger RNA from Hypoxylon fragiforme, 944 nucleotides. RefSeq lists its product as uncharacterized. The transcript is spliced from 2 exons. The record is from RefSeq and is a predicted model, not a curated record. The coding region runs from base 229 to 651 and encodes 140 amino acids. NCBI's taxonomy places the organism in Eukaryota, Fungi, Ascomycota, Sordariomycetes, Xylariales, Hypoxylaceae.
UUCUAAAAGCCCUGGAGUACUUUACGCGGCUGCCACGUGCUAUCGCGUUUGCAUUGUGCUACCAAAUACGCUUAUCCUUCCAGUGCUGCAGUCACAGCAGGCAUACAUAAAUUAUAUAGUACAUAUAGUUAUAUGCACAUACCUAAAGCUCGACAUCUUCCGAAAUACUUACACUUGAGGUACCUAUUUACCUAAUACUCAAAUCGUUGGCUCUCAAGAAUUUAUAAGAUGGUCUACCGCGAGUAUUUGCGAGACAUUGACAUGUCGAUUCACUUCAAAUUUGGGACUCACACCAUCUUCCUCUUCGUUGAGCCAAGCACACCGAUCAGUGAAAUCGCAGCAGAGCUACUAGAAGUCUUGACGGAACGCUAUCCGACAGGAUUAACUUCCAUCGAGGAUCAAGCUGUUGUGAAGACUGACCUUCCUAGCGAUCCAUCACAGAUCGUGUUUGGCAAGCCCAAGUCUCCUACCGAUCCUAGCCUAGGAUGGACAGCUCUCCGUGCUAGUGGGGAGGAUACGCUAGUCAAACAUCAUGUCAAGGACAACGAGAGUUUGGCAUUCACAUUCAAGCCUAAAGAUGCAGGCGAAGACUACGAAGUCAAAUUUCAAGUCUUCUACCCGAACCCGGUAGAAUAUGGAGAUGAACAGUAAAAGGGGAUGGGCCAAUGAAAUAGAUUCACGAGAUAUGACUUGACAGAUGGACUCAUGAUUCUGAUGAGGGCUUCUAAUGUUAAAAGCAGGAAGGGCUAUCUUAGACUUAGAAUCAGUAAAAUAAAAUAAAAAACCACCUGAAAUCCAUUCUGCACUUAUUCCCAAUAUCUGUUUGAUAUCUAAUGUUGCGUUGAAUGUUCAAUUUUAUACAAUUUUAUAUAAAUAAUCCAACAUCGUGGAACCUUGAAAAUUUAAAGUUCUAAAAUGUGCUAUGUAACUAAAUUUAGUGAAGA